GAGACUACAACUCCCACGAUGCACUGCCGCGACCACUGUUCCAGUUCAAGGUUCAACCGUGACAGCAAAAAUAGGCUCGCUGGCUCUCAGUGUAGCUCGACGUUAGCGCUCCCUAACUUGAAGGCAGGAGUGGGUCGGGAGGGGUUGAAAUAAACCAGUAAUUUGGGCCGGUCCACGGAGCAAUCGCCGGCCACCGAGGACCCGAAGAUGUCCCUCAGAUAAAAGAUUGCGCUGUUAGCCGACACUAACUGUGACAAAACCGACGGCGAGGAUUGAUCUGUAGCUACCGGGAGGAAGACGAGGUGGAUGGUCGCGGCGGCGGAGGCGGCGGAGGGGAGCCCCUCGGAUAAAAUACCGACAGCUGCUAAGCUAAAAGACACUUAAUAAAAAAAUAUAGAGUGAAAAUUAAAAACCCGGGGCCGCCAUGUUCGUCCAGGAGGAGAAGAUGUUUGCGGGCAAAGUGUUGAAGAUGCACAUCUGCGCCGUGGACGGCGCCGAAUGGCUGGAGGAGAUCCCGGAAGAUAGUACGGUGGAGAAACUCAAGGAGAAGUGCUUGAAACAUUGUCUGCAUGGAAACUUGGAUGACCCCAAGACGCUGACUCACCACAAGCUCAUACACGCUGCUACAGAGCGGGUGCUCAAUGACACCAAAACAGUGGCGGAUGAAAGCCUCAAAGAUAAAGACGUUCUGCUGCUCAUAAAGAAAAGGCCGCCGCCGACCCCUCCCAAAAUGUCGGAGGUAUCCUCGGAAGAAAAGAAAAAACAGGACAACAAGGCCCCAGACAAGGACGCCAUCUUGAAGGCCACUGCCAACCUCAGCAUUCGCCACACGGACCGCACAGUCACGCAGCACAAUAUUAGAGAUUUUCAGACGGAGCUCCGAAAGAUCCUAGUGUCCCUCAUUGAAGUGGCCCAGAAACUUCUGGCCUUGAACCCUGACGCUGUGGAGCUCUUUAAAAAGGCCAAUGACAUGUUGGACGAGGACGAGGAAGACCGCGUGGACAACGCAGCCCUCCAGCAACUCACCGAGAUGGGCUUCCCUGAGAACAGAGCCAUCAAAGCCCUCCGACUCAACCACAUGUCGGUGACUCAGGCCAUGGAAUGGCUGAUCGAGCACGUUGACGACCCCUCCGUGGACACGCUGCUGCACAGUCAAGAGUCUUCUGUUGCCGCCACAGGAGCUGCCGCUACUCCUAACUCUGCCGCCACAGCCGGCCCGUCGGCCUCGGGCUCCUCCAGAUCACCAUCGUGCUCGUCGGGUUUGCGACGUAGCCUAUCUAGCACGGAGGAGAGCAGCGGCAGACAAGAUGAGCUUACAGAAAUUUUCAAGAGGAUUCGUAGGAAAAGGGAGUUCAGGCCCGACUCGAGAGCUGUGUUUGCUCUCAUGGAGAUGGGCUUUGAGGAAAAGCAGGUGAUUGAUGCCCUCAAAGUCAACAACAACCAGCAAGAUGCAGCGUGCGAGUGGCUGCUGGGAGACAAAAAGCCCUCUGCGGAGGACCUGGACAAAGGCAUCGACACCAACAGUCCGCUCUUCCAGGCCAUCCUGGAGAACCCCGUCGUCCAGUUGGGUUUAACCAACCCGAAGACUCUACUUGCCUUUGAGGACAUGCUGGAGAACCCCCUGAACAGCACCCAGUGGAUGAACGACCCCGAGACGGGUCCUGUCAUGCUCCAGAUAUCCAGAAUCUUCCAAACCCUUAAUCGCACAUAGAGGCCAAGCGCCACCCCACACGUGUGAAUGUUUGUGAGAGAGAUGAGUAUUGUCCAUGCCACAGGAGUUGUACCUAUACAGUAAAUAUUUAUAACAGUACGAUAAAGUAUACGAAAAAUAUUAUUACUACUGCAGCAACGAUACAAAGUUCUAUUAACUAGUUUGUUUUUACAUUUUAACAAGCAAUUUCAACUUAUUUUACGAUAUUGUUUUUGCCACAAUCACACACACAUGAGCACGUUCAAUGUUUGCACCAUGUAAUAUGUAUUGUUACAUUUUUUUUAUUUAUUUGGAUUUUAACACUUCUGUAUUGGGGUGAAUUUACAAAAGUGUGCCUGGGCCAUAGAAAAUAAAUCUCCCAAAUUUAUUUGUUAUUAAAGUUGUGAUAAUGAGUAUAAAUUUGGAGAUUUCCCCCAAAAGAAGUUUUAUAUUUUUGGGAUUAAAGUUGUCAUUUUAUGAGGAAGUUUAUUUUAAAGACAAAUUGGAACUUUCAACAAGAUGUUAUUUUUAGGAAAGGCAUACAAUUAAGAUUGAAUUGGUUAAAUGACAAAAAAAAGUCAUUUAAAUUUGACAUGCAAAGUCUUAAAAUGAACAAUGAAUGAAUGACUUAAAGAAAAUGUCAAGUAAAUGACUUGAGGCCUGUAAAUGGCAAGAAUCUGCUAUUUGAGAAAUCUCAUGUGACCAAAGCGUACGACAGGCUGCCUGUGGAUGCUUUGCUGAAUAAUGCCUGUCAUCUUUGGCCAAACAUUAAAUACAUCCUUUAUUUGUACAAAUACGAUACAUGUAGACAAGAAUGAAGCCUAAACAGAAUAAAGUCGUACAGCUGUAGUUAAGGUGGCAUCUCGUUUAAAAAAAAAACAACAAAAAAACAUACAAAUAGUCAAUGUUGAAAGUUCCCAUGGGUCCUUCCUCAUUCCCCAAGUGAUGUGGAGGUGCGUUUACCCAUUUCACCAAAUGUUGAAGUAGCUUGCGCAUGAACUGAUUUGAGUUGUUCUUUCAGCCUGCGGAUUUUGUGGGGGUGGCUCUGAAGGCACUGAAUUUCUCUUUUUUUUUUUUAAUAUCAAAACUCAAAAUCUGUCAGAAGUGUGCAACAAAUGACAUUUUCUUCAAACUGCAACUUUAUUCUGUUAAAAAUCUACCGAAAUCUCAAAUCUACUUUUUAUUUUUUUCAAAAAUGACAACUUCUUUCUCAAAUAUAUAUUUUCUCUCCAAAAUAUUCUUGAGGCCAUUCAUCAUCAUGUUGAAAGUUUGUUUUUGAAAUAUACAAGAAAAACGUUUUACAACCAAAAAUGUAGGAAAACUGCAUUUUAAAAAUGUUAACACAAACAAACAUUGUGCCGGCCUUAAUUUUAGCAUGUUUUAAAAAAUGUUGAUUUGGAAUUUUUAUUUACAACAAUUGCAUAUUUGAGAUAUAUCUACAAAGCAGGUUGAAAAGGGGUCACGUAUUUAUUUCUUUGUUUACCUGGAAAUGUGUACAGUGGCAUAUAUCAUUUGGCAUAACACAAAUUUAUUUCAUAUUAACGAAAACCGCGUUGCAUGUCCAGUGCGCAUAACAGAAGGGUUAAAUGGUGGCCUGUUACCCAAAUGGUUUUUGCAGUACUUCCAUCCCUCCUGGUGUGUCUUUCUCUGCAAUAUCAAGCAGUGGUUAAACUGCGAGGCACACUCAUUGUUGUGUGACGCAAUAUUAUUGAUCCUUGGAGAACCUUAAUGACGGCCCAACAUGUAAUUACUAAAAAAAAAAAAAAAAAAGGUUAAUUUUUCUUUUUUUUUUGUAUGUGUUUUCCCCUCUUAAUUUUGUGGCUCACCCCUGCUUUAGUAUCAGUACGAGAGGGUCUGUGAGUUGUUGCCAAACGUUUUUGAGUGUUUUAUCAACUCUUUAAAAAAAAAAUGCUAUGGAUGUGACUUCAUUUUGCUCAGGGAGACUGAGAUUGUUUUUUUUUUUUUCUUCCUUCCUGCUCAUCUGACAACUGAACAAAAUGGCUUUAAGGAGUUGUCGUGGUUUCUUAAAUGCAAUAUAUACCGGACUCACAAAAAUGAUGACAUUUCCGGAUGAGCGUGAAAUGCACUAAAAGCUUAAGCUUAGGUUGGCUAAUUUUGCCGUUCUGUUUUGAAUGCAUAAUUUUGCUGCUCUUUAAAGAGCUGAACAGCAAGGUUCACAAUAAGGUGUUUGAGCUAUCUAUCAACUGAUAAAUUUCCAGGGAUGUACAAUUCUCCGCUUUUCUGUGACGCUGACACUUUCUCUGUUGUAAGCUUCUGAUGGAUGACAUUUUACUAUCAAAGUAUCCUGUUUGAAGCCUCUCAAUGGCGAGUACUCAAGUACAUUUAACAAAAUAAAAGACCAGUUAGAAGUACCGAUUUGACAAAAGCAUAGCCUCGGGAAUGUACAUACUUUUGUACACAAAUACAUUUCGGUCUACUUUUUAUGAAAAAAAUACGACUGGUAGAAGUACUUCAUCAGCUUAAGACGGUUUUUAAAAAAUACAGAAUCUGAAAUGUAUUUUUGUACUUCAGUACAUUCAGAAUCUGUACUAUUUUGUAAGGGAAAAGGAAUAGGUUACUGGUUUGACUCAAGUGAAAUUUACUUCCUUUUGUACUUGUUGCAUUUCAAAGUUGGCAAAUUGUCUUUAAAAAAAAAACAUACUGAUUAAACUCAAUGAAAAAGGUAACCAUGUAAGAUUCUUAUUUUUACUUAUGUGCUCGAGGACAUUUCAGAAAGUACACAAUUUUCUGGGAGGGGAGAAUCCAAUUAGCUGAGCAGUGAGAAGUCACAGAAAUGUUAAGUAAUGGGAAGCCUUGGAAAUGUAAAAAGAAAGAAUUUUGCCCUGUGGCUUCUUAUUAAAGAAUAGCAAGAUGUGCAAAAAGUACUCCAACUUGCAGCAGGAGUUGCAUUCAAAAGACUACAAAUGAACUCUACCUUUUAAGUGCAUUUUUGAUGCGUCUUGAAAUUUAACCACACAGUAACCAGAAUUUUUUGUGACUACAGUUGUGUAUCUGUGCGUGUGCGCGUGAGUGAGACAGACAGAAAAUGGCAAAGGUUCUUAUUUAUAUGGAAGCCAUACUGAAAUGUUAUUUAUGUUUAUUUAGCUCAUCUAUAAAUGUGAACCAAAAUAGAGGGAAUAUCAAAUGAUUCAAAUGUUGCGUCAAUCAUCGCCGCUUUGUCAAUUCAACCACCACACUGUUGUAUGUUGUUUUUUUUUGGGGGGGUGCUUGUUUUAUUUUAUUUUUUCCAGUAACCUAUGCAAUACGUUGUCACGCGUAUUUCCACUCUGAGACAUCUGAAACACUUAUUGCAUUAAAGGAAUUUUUGGGG
This is a messenger RNA of Syngnathoides biaculeatus (alligator pipefish), 5021 nucleotides long. It is a transcript of the gene ubac1, whose product is annotated as UBA domain containing 1. The coding region runs from base 425 to 1711 and encodes 428 amino acids. Gene Ontology annotation, molecular function: protein binding. The transcript is spliced from 10 exons. The record is from RefSeq and is a predicted model, not a curated record. NCBI's taxonomy places the organism in Eukaryota, Metazoa, Chordata, Actinopteri, Syngnathiformes, Syngnathidae.